UCCACACCUUGUUAUCUCAGACUCCAGCAUCGGCAGUUCUUUCUAUCCUUGAUAUAAAUGCAAGGCUUUCUUUCUUAGGGAAACAUUAUGCUUUGUGUGAACUAGAAACUAUAAAUCAACCACUGGAGAAAAUAUCGCAACUUUUGAGACAAUCUCUGCUUUCUCAUUUUUGGUUUGGAACUGUGAAUUGAAGCUAAGAAUUGAUUUUUGAACAGCAAAGUAAAAGAGAACAACAAAGCCAAAUAUCUACUGCUGAAAACUGGCCUGGAAAGAUAAUGCAGUUUAAUUACUGCUCUAAGAACACUGCAGAUGAUUUGGGACCAAGAUGUUGCUAUCCUCAGGACUGACAGCCGGCUGGAUGUUGAAUUGGUCCAUCAAGGGAGGACCAGUGCAGGCCAACCAACUCUCUCUCUCUCUAUGGUUUCGCUGCAGUUGUCAACUUGUUGAUUGUUCUGAUAUGAGAAUACCAUUUUGUCUGAAUAAUUCUCGAAGGCUACUUGAUCUGUUUGCAUGGAUGCGUGAUUUCAGAAUUCAAGCCUGUGAACAACUCCAUUCUCUGAGGAUUUCUGAAGGCCUAGUACCCAUUGUGACGAGAAGGAUUGCAUUGUACUCAGAGAGGAUAGACACCACAGAGAGAUCCUGAUCAUCACCCAAGACACAACUGCACCACUGAGGGAAGACAUCCAGUCCCUUCACAGCAUUGCUCAACACAGAGAAGUUUGGGCAGUGAAAUCAUCCUCUGGAAAUCAGUCAGGUUCCAGAGCUUUGAAAUAUCAUCAUCAGAUCUGAAGCUGGUCAGCGGUUUGGAGCCUUCCAUCAUAACCAACCUUUCUGACAAUUUGGCUGCGAGUGAUUGGUCAGAGUGAAGCUGGAAAGGAGCGUGAGUGGGCUCCGAGUGUGGUGAGAGCUUCAAUCAUUCAUCAAACGUCAUGACCCACUGACUCGUUCCUGCAGGGGAGAGCCUGUUCAAGUGUGAGGUGUGGACAGGCUCAGAAGAUCUCCUAAUGCACAAGCCGUUCUGUUGUGCAACUUUUUAAUACCGGCACAGCUUCAUGGAAGAGAAACCUUUCAAGUGUGAAGUGUGUGACCAAUCAUUCUCACGCACAGCUCACUUUCUUAUACACCAGCGAACUCACACAGGGGACAAACCAUUCACAUGUGAGGUAUGCAACAAAUCAUUCUCACAGUCAUCGAAUCUCCACAGACACCGACGCAUUCAUACAGGAGAGAAACCAUUCACAUGUGACGUCUGUCACAAAGCCUUCACACUGUCAUCGAGCCUCUUGCUCCAUCAGACAAUCCACACAGGAGAGAAACCUUUCAAAUGUAAAGUUUGUGAUAAAGCUUUUCCGACAUCGACAAGACUCCUGUUACACCAGAGCACCCACACAGGGGAGAAACCUUUUAGGUGUCAGCUGUGUGACAAAUCAUUCUCUGAGUCAUCGCACUUUCACUCACACCAACGUGUUCACACUGGGGAGAAACCAUUCACUUGCCAAGUGUGUAAUAAAUCAUUCUCACUGUCAUCAAACCUCCGUGAACACCAACGCCUUCACACUGGGGAGAAGCCUUUCAAGUGUGAGGUGUGUAAUAAGAGCUUUGCACAAUUGUCAGGCCUGGUGAAACACCGGCACACUCACACAGGGGAGAAGAAGAUAUUCACAUGUGAGGUGUGUAAUAAGGAGUUUGAACAGUUGUGGGGAAUGUUGGAUCACCGUCGCAUUCACGCAGUCGGGGAAGCUAAGUGAGGUGUGUGACUGAGCAUUCACACAGUCAUUGACACUCAGCAAACACUGACACAUCCACACUGAGGAAAGGCUGCUUAAGUCUAAAGUUUGUGACAAAAGCUUCACAAUGUCCUUCCUGGUACACCAAAUGACUUGUUCAGGGGUCAGUCUAUUCAAUGGUGAGGUGUGAGAUCAUGCCAUCCCACUGUCAGAGACAUUUGCGAAACAUGGACAUAUUCACACUGCGGAGAAAAUGUUUUAAGUGUGAGGUGUUUGACAAAUGAUUUUAACAAUAAUCAGGCUUCAUUUGUCAUCGAUGCAUUCACUCCAAAGAAUGUGAUAAAAUCUUCAGAAAAUGGUCGAUGCUCCUGCUCCAGCAGAGAACCAACAUAUGAAAGUGAGUCUUCAGAUGUGACAUUUACAAUAAGGUUGUCCUGAAAUCUUCAAGCAUCCUGAAACACCAGAGGAUUCACAGGGGAGACGCCAUGUUUGUAACAAGAUUUUCAUGCAUUUCUUCAAUUUCCUGAAGUGCCACACUGGUGAGAAACCAUUCAAGUGUGAAGUGUUGAUACGGCUUUGACACAGUCAACAUAUCAUCAACACACUGACACAAGGGAGAAAGACUAUUGGUGAGAGUUGUGUAAGAAAACUUUCAUGCUGUUGUCAGACCCCCUGGAAUACCAGUGACCUACACAGGAGAUGAACUCUUCCAGUGUGACGUGUGUCAGGAUUGUUUCAACUCCUCCUCUCUCACCAUACGCUGACGUCUACACACAGUCUUGGAGUCAGGUUACCUGCUUCCAUUGCACUGUGAGCUGACUGUGUUGUUUACCCUCCAAUGCUCACACUGGGCAGCUGUCAUUCCAAAGCACUGUCUGUCUCAGCAGGGUCUGUCUCAAACCUCUCUUACCAUCCAGCCAAUCCUUUCAAGAAGAACAAUUUAACCUUUUACCAGACUUCCAAACAUCACCAGAAGACGACAUUGAUAUGUGUAGAAGCUCCUGUAUAAACUCAGCUUCCUUUCAGUGCUGUGUCAGGUACAAGUCACUCACUGACUCUCACUCUGACCAAGAAGACAAUCAGAUACUUAGUGGUUAGAAAGGUUUCAGCUUCUGAUCAACCAGCACAAGGACCCGAGGGAGCAGUCAUUUCUCAAUUAAUGGAGGUAUUUCAAUUAGCCUCAGUGUCUUUGGUCUAAGGAGGAGGAGAAUCAGCCAGUGAGCCCAGCUGGGAAAUCAGGGGGAAGGCAGGAUGUGUCUCGGCUGUGACAGUCUCCAUUGUCUCGCAACAUUCAACAUCUGGCUGUCCACAUGCUGAAUGGCCACUCGACCAGAGCACUACAGGCCAGUCAAUGUCUGCAGUCUGUCCUCCAGGUCAGUACCCUGAGGAUUGGAGGAAAUGUGAGAGGACAACAGAUUGCAUUUAUAGAACACUUUAUUAUAGUAAAACAUCCCAAAGUGUAUCAGGAGACGUAAUCAGACAAAAAAAUUAACUAUAAGACAGAGGAGAGGAUGAACAAAAGCAGGGCAAUGAGGGUGGGUUCAACAGGUCCUAAUGACAGAGAAAUAAAAAUACAGAAGGGUUAAGGUGGGAAUUCUAAAGAUCUCUUAACACCUAAGGAGCAACUAUUCCAAGCACUGUGAACACAGGGGCAGACACAUGGAAGAGAAACUGUUCAAGUGGGAGAUUUACAUUCCAGCUUUCAUGAUGUCUUUAAGGAUUCUGAGACAUCAGAGCCGUCACACAGGAUAUCUGAGGUGUGUGACUGAUGCUUCACCACUCAUACCCCUUCCCCACCUUUUCUCCAUCAUACAUUGUCCUUUGUAGAUAAUAGUUCUUUCUUAAAUGCCUCUAUUGAACCUGCCUCCACCAUUCUCUCAGACAGAACAUUCCAUACCCUAACCACCCACUGUUUUAAGUGCUUUUCCUCAUGUCAUCAGCGUCUUUUUGCCAAUCACUUUAAAAUUGUGUUCCCUCCUCUUGAUCCUUUCAUGAUUGGGACCAUAUAGAGUCCUAGAAGAAGACAUCAUGGAAACAGGUCCUUCGGUCCAACUCGUCCAUGCCAACCAGAUUUCCUAAACUGAACUAGUCCUAUUUGCCUGCAUUUGGCCCAUAUCCCUCUAAACCUUUCCUAACCAUGUACCUGUCCAAAUGUCUCUUAAAUGUUGUGAUUGUACUCACCUCUACCACUUCCUCUGGCAGCUUGUUCCAUCUACACACCAUCUUCUAUAUGAAAAAGUUGGCUGUCAGGUUUGUUUUAAAUCUUUCCAGUCUCAUCUUAAACCUAUGCUCUUAGUUUUGGACUCCCUUACCCUGGGGUAAUUCCAAAGAGCACUGAUUAGUUCUCCCAAAUGAGCAAUUGUGAAUCAGUCAUGUGAGAAAGUGAACUGAUGAAAGGUUGUUGGCGGCUGACUUGGACAGGAUGGCUGCCACAACAGCAUAAUUGAGGUAAAGAGAACAGGUAGCUAUUGGAUUGUCAUUCAAAGAGUUCAAUGAAGCUUGCCAGACCUGAAUGACAAACAGGGUGCUAUGGUGUGGGUUUGGAUUGUCAGAGAAAAAGAGUUACUACUGCACAAUCAUGAUAUCAUAAAAUCCCUACAGUGUGGAAGGCCAUUCAGCCCAACGAUUCCACACUGAUCCUCCAAAGAGCAUCCCACCUAGACCCACUCACUACCCUAUCCCUGUAACCCUGCAUUUUCCUAAUCCACUUCGUCUGCACAUCCCUGGACUCUAUGGACAAUUUAGCAUGGCCAAUCCACCUAAUGUGCACACCUUUGGACUGUAGGAGGAAACCGAGAGGAACUCAUGCAGACAUGGGGAAAAUGUAACAACUCCAUACAGACAGUCAUCCGAGAGUGGACUUGAUAUGUGCUCUGGGUACAUGUAACACUAGAAAGCUUUCCAGGGUGUUCAGCAUUAGAGCUUACAGGAGAUUCCAAAGUGGACAUGUUCCAAUCAUUGGGAAAACGCAUGAAUCCAAGUUUUUUUUAUCUGAAAUGACCAAAGCAACUUAGAUCAGAAAAAUGUCAUUUAUAAUCAUUGUAAAAUUACACCAAACAUAUUUUAAAUAUUUCCCUUGUCUUAGUGGAUAAACACACUCAUUGAUGUACCAGUUUUGAUAAACCCUGGGUACAAAUGGUGCCAUUUGCUUUUUGAAGUACUCUCUCAAACUGUCCUGCCAGCUUCAGAGAUUUUGUCCAGACACAUCAAGGUCUGUCUGAUCCUGAACCCUUUUGGAACUAUACUUCUAUUUUAGAUUGUCUUUCUGCAUUCUUUAUGGCAAAAUAAAUCAUUUCACAUUUCUGUGCAUUAAAUUUCUUCUCCCACCUCUCUGCCCAUUCUACAAACCUGUCUCCUUUUGCUAUUUUACACUAACAUCUUCAGGAUUCAUGAUACCUUCAACUUUAGUACUUUGUAAAAUGUUAUUAUUGUGUCUUGUACAACAACAUCAUUAAUUACAUCUCAGAAAGAGACCUAAGUGUCCUAACACUGACCCCUGGAGAACUCCAUUCCCAACCUUCCUCCAGCCUCAGAAAUGGUCUUUCACCAUUCCUCACUGUUCCUGGUCACUUGGCCCAUAUUGUAUCCAUGAGGCUACUUUCCCUUUGAUUCCGUGAGUUGUAACUUAUCUCACAAAUCUGUUGUACAGCAUGUGUUCAAAUGCCAUUUGGAAGUCCAUGGGCACCACAAUAACAGUGUUCCCCUCAUCAAGCCUCUUGGUUACUUCAACCAAUGACUUAGUUACACUGUCAUUGCCCUUUACUAAUCUGUUUUGCAUUUGUUAAUUCACCCACAUUUACCCAAGUGGUUUCAUUUUCCCUCCAACUAUUGUUUCAAGAAGCUUGCCCAUUGCCAAUGUUAAAUUGACUGACCUGACUGGUUGUUGCUGCUUUUACAUAUUGUUUUAAAUGCAGAUAAUAAUUUGCAAUUCUCCUGUUCUCCACUCGACUCCCAAUUCUCAGGAAGACUGGAGAAUUAUGUAGUGUCUCCACAGUUCUCACUCCAGCCCAAAUAAUCCCCUCCUUCAAAGCAGCACAUUGUUCAUGUACCAUUUCACCUCACCAUCUUUUAUUCCAAUUUAUCGGGUCAGAUCCAUUCUUACGUCAUUACAGUUGGUUUUCUUUCAGUUAGUUAUUCUUAUUCUGAAUUCUUCCUCGUCUUUCUCUAUUAUCACGCCUAAACCUUCUGAUACAGUGAUCACAGUGAUCCUGGCAUUAGCAGGGUAACAUGCCAUCCUGGAUGCCUCCACCCUCUCGCCCCUUGGCACAGAAACAUUUGUUGUCAAUAUCAAGUCUCCUAUCAUGAUUGCCCUUCCAGUCUUCUGUGUGUCCCUCUGUAUGGCUGAGCCAGCUGUGAUACCAUGAAUUCCCCAGAUUACCCAUCACUUCCAUCAGCAUUCAGAGUUCAGUACUGGUUGGAGAGUGAGAUACAUUCAGUGGUCACUUCCUUCCUGACACUUCUUAAACAUACUUCUGAACAGCCUGGCUCUGAUUUUAAUGGUGUGGCCCCUGUGUUUGUAACGUGAGCCAGCUCUCAGAUGUGCGUAUGACCCUGCUUUAGUUGGUGAUGUGAAUUAUAGACAGAUCCUCUUCAGGUGAUAGCUGUUACCAUGAGGAAUGAUUGUACUCUCCUGUCUGGGAGGUCUACUAUUCCGGGUAUGGGGAGGGAGUUGGGGUGAGUCUCUACAGACCUGAGCUUCCUCAGUCCAUCAUACCUUGAUGUAAUAAUGGUGUAAUUAAAAUCAUUUCAAAACUAAAUUCAUGUUUUGUGCAUGAACUUGAGUCACUUUCAAAUACUUUGUUAUUUUGGUUGAUUCACGUUUUGAUGUAAGCAGAAUAUUGUAUUGUUAUUUGUUUAAUUAUUCUCUGUGUAGAUUUAGAACUCUUAAUAAAUUCACUGUUUCGCUUAA
Messenger RNA from Rhincodon typus (whale shark), 6636 nucleotides. RefSeq names its product gastrula zinc finger protein XlCGF71.1-like. Gene Ontology annotation, molecular function: RNA polymerase II cis-regulatory region sequence-specific DNA binding; DNA-binding transcription factor activity, RNA polymerase II-specific. The transcript is spliced from 2 exons. The coding region runs from base 1053 to 1748 and encodes 231 amino acids. The record is from RefSeq and is a predicted model, not a curated record. NCBI's taxonomy places the organism in Eukaryota, Metazoa, Chordata, Chondrichthyes, Orectolobiformes, Rhincodontidae. Gene Ontology annotation, biological process: regulation of transcription by RNA polymerase II.